Molecule: messenger RNA, 1733 nt
Organism: Erinaceus europaeus (western European hedgehog)
Lineage: Eukaryota; Metazoa; Chordata; Mammalia; Eulipotyphla; Erinaceidae
Gene: DEDD
Product: death effector domain containing
Exons: 6
Coding region: 314-1273 (319 amino acids)
Biological process (GO): extrinsic apoptotic signaling pathway via death domain receptors; regulation of apoptotic process; apoptotic process
Cellular component (GO): nucleolus
Molecular function (GO): DNA binding; protein binding
Source: RefSeq, a predicted model, not a curated record
AGAAAGGGAGCCGAGUGCAGCAGCAUCAGUUGCAGCCAAUUCUAACUGCCAGGCCUGUUCGCUGUUUAAUAGGGUGGGCAGGGCCGAAGGGAAUGGUCAUGUGGGUUUGGAGAAUUGGGGCUUGGAUGAGGGUUCAGACUGGAUCUACUUUCCAAAGCCUCCCUUAGCUGGCUGCCUGCUGGGGUGUGAAGUUCAGAAGAGGAAAUGGGGAAGCUGGAAGAGACCUGGGAAAUUAAGUUUCUUGUGGAGACGAGUGGGGACCACAGCAGCUGAGCGGGGCUCCGGGAAGGCACUGCGCCUCUGAGCGCCCGGCAUGGCGGGUCUGAAGCGCCAGGCCAGCCAAGUGUGGCCAGAGGAGCAGGGCGAGCAAGAGCACGGGCUGUACAGCCUGCACCGCAUGUUUGACAUUGUGGGCACACACCUGACGCACCGCGACGUGCGGGUCCUCACCUUCCUCUUUGUGGACGUCAUCGACGACCACCAGCGAGGAGGCAUCCGCACAGGCCGAGACUUCCUGCUGGCGCUGGAGCGCCAGGGCCGUUGUGACGAGAGCAACUUCCGCCAGCUGCUGCAGCUGCUGCGCAUCAUCACACGCCACGACCUGCUGCCCUAUAUCACCCUCAAGAGAAGGCGGGCUGUGUGCCCCGAUUUGGUAGACAAGUAUCUGGAGGAGACGUCAGUCCGCUACGUGACCCCUAGAGCCCUCAGUGACCCAGAGCCAAGGCCUCCCCAACCCUCUAAAACAGCAGUGCCUCCCCACUACCCUGUCGUGUGCUGCCCCACUUCCGGCCCCCAGAUGUGUAGCAAGCGGCCAGCUCGAGGGCGAGCCACACUUGGGAGCCAGCGAAAACGCCGGAAGUCAGUGACAUCAGACCCCAAGGAGAAACAGACCUGUGACAUCAGAUUGCGGGUCCGGGCGGAGUACUGCCAACAUGAGACGGCUCUGCAGGGCAACGUGUUCUCCAACAAGCAGGACCCACUGGAGCGCCAGUUUGAGCGCUUUAACCAGGCCAACACCAUCCUCAAGUCCCGGGACCUUGGCUCCAUCAUCUGUGACAUCAAGUUCUCUGAGCUUACCUACCUCGACGCCUUCUGGCGCGACUACAUCAAUGGCUCGUUGUUAGAGGCACUGAAAGGUGUCUUCAUCACAGACUCUCUCAAGCAGGCUGUGGGCCACGAAGCCAUCAAGCUGCUGGUAAACGUGGAUGAGGAGGACUAUGAGCUGGGCCGACAGAAACUCCUGAGGAACUUGAUGCUGCAAGCGUUGCCCUGACCUCCCCUCCAUCACGUCUCAGUGUGGGGACUGUCCCGCCACCCACCUUUGGAGCUUACACACUGUUCUGGGGUCUGUUGUCUGCCCUUCAAUCACACCCCACCUUUUUUUUUUAAAAUAAGAAAAGGAAAAUGGAAGUGGUGUUCCUCACCUCCUCCCUGCACCCAUGUGCCUGGGCUCCUCUUUGCUUCCCUUUUCCAUUGACCUGAAGUGUGUGUUUGUAGCCACCUUGCCACUGAGCCAUGAGACUAAGGGAUAGGGAGAGGCAAGAGUCCAUGAGGGAGCGUGUGAACACUGCCUGGGGUGCACUGAGGGGAUGUCGGGAUUCUGGCUUCAGGAGGACUUGCCAAUCUCAUCUGUAAAACCAAAGGGCUGAGUAGGGAGUUGUGGAAGGUGGGGCUUGGAACUGUAUUUUGGAAAUUAAUCACCACCCUCUCCCAAAUCAUAGAAUUUUUUUUUU